Messenger RNA from Cannabis sativa, 645 nucleotides. RefSeq lists its product as uncharacterized. The coding region runs from base 1 to 645 and encodes 214 amino acids. Lineage: Eukaryota; Viridiplantae; Streptophyta; Magnoliopsida; Rosales; Cannabaceae. The record is from RefSeq and is a predicted model, not a curated record. The transcript is spliced from 2 exons.
AUGGGGCUCGAAAAGGCCAAGUUAAGGCCUUGUAUGGUGAAUCUCUACGGAUUCACCAGAGUUAGCAUCGCCAUCCUUGGCAUAAUUGAGCUCGCAUUAACCGUAGGCGAGGCACCUCUAACUACUACUAUUAUGCAAGACUUCUUAGUUGUCGACCUGCCCUCGGCCUACAACAUAUUGUUGGGUCGCCCAGCACUGAUCGGACUAGGGGCAAUCAGCUCAAUCAAACACUUGUCUUUAAAGUUCCAAACCCCAGAGGGCAUGGGGGUGAAUCAAUUCGCCAGGAGUCAUGGAGAUAUGAUAGGGAUUGACCCUAAGAUUAUUUUCCAUCACUUGAAUGUUAAUCCCAACUACCUAGCGAAGAGACAAAAAAGGAUGCCCUUGGAAUUCGAGAGGAAAGGGGCACUAAAACAGGAAGUUGACAAGUUGCUAGUCAACGGUUUUAUACGCGAGGUAUUUUAUCCCUCGUGGAUAGCCAAUCCUGUUCUCAUCGCGAAACCAAACGGAAUUCGGAGAACUUGUAUUGAUUUCUCUGAUCUGAAUAAGGCGUGCCCGAAAGACUGUUUUCCACUUCCCAGGAAUGACCAGUUAGUGGAUGCAACUGUUGGGCACGAGCUUAUGUCUUUUAUCGAUGCAUAUUCUUGA